Amaranthus tricolor (Joseph's coat) is the source of this 2121-nucleotide messenger RNA. RefSeq lists its product as uncharacterized. Lineage: Eukaryota; Viridiplantae; Streptophyta; Magnoliopsida; Caryophyllales; Amaranthaceae. The transcript has 2 exons. The record is from RefSeq and is a predicted model, not a curated record. Bases 900 to 1658 code for a protein of 252 amino acids.
UACGGGUUACAACUUCUUUAACAAUUUUUAGAGAGAUAGUAUCGUGUUUGAAUUCGUACUUCAUACGCAUCUCAGAAUUCGAUAUAUAUAGACAAAUCUUCCGCAUUAAAUUCUUAAUAGUGUUAUUAAGCGUGAUUUACAUUUAUUAAUUAAGUUUUAAGUCCAGUGGCAAUUUUGUAAUUUUUUAAACUUCAAAAACAAAAACGUAAUUUGGAGAGGGGAUGACGAUAAAAUAAAAAGGGUGGGGAACUUUAGUAACACUCUUCCUAAUAGCCAACCAAGAAUUUUAUGGUUCAAAGUAAGAAUGAAAAGAAACUAAAAAAAAUAAUAAUAAUAGCCAACCAAAACAAAAUCAGUUUUUGAAUGCCUUUUAAAAGAUCACUAUUCAUCUUCAUCUUCCUCCUUUCCCUCAGACCCUAAUUUUGGCAUUUGUUAUUGUUCAUAAACCAUUCGAACACAAUUCUUCCUCAUCUCUCUUAAACAGCUCAAGCAAUUCGCCCUCCGCCAACAACAACCACUUAGGGGGCUUUCUUUAUUUCGAAAAUCAGUGCACAAAAAACAACCCCUCAUCACCCCUAAUUUGUGUUCGAAAAUCAGGAGUUGAAUUCGAUUCGUUUGGGUUUGAAACAACAAUAGCCUUGAUUGAUAAGGGGCUGAUUGUACCAUUGUCUUCUUCCUCCUCUAAUUUCAUUCGAAAACAGUAAGACCACUAGUAUUCCCUUCUAUUUGGUCCAACAAGCCAUUGUAUUCUGGCUAUAUUGUGCUAUUUUGGGUUUAAAACUAGUGGAUUUCUUCUACCCUUUACCUCCAUGAUGAUGUUGAUUGAAGAAUAACAAACAAUAAUUCUUUUGCUUCCUGUUACUCGAAAAAGGGCUAGAACUAGACUUGCUUUAUUUUAGAUGAGAAAUUUGGCUGGAACAUGGAUUCCACUUAGAGAGAAAUUUGUGCGUGCGUGGACGAAAGAUUGUUUCCACUUGGGUAACCAGACUAUCAGCAGAGUUGAAUGCCAACACUCGUCUUUCAAGUAUUACCUUGGUAGCGGUAAUAGCUCAUUCGAUACCCUGUUCAAAAGGGCACACGCACAAAUUACAAAUCAGCAAGCCAGGAUCCGACAAGCGCUACAAGAAUCCAUGACUUCUAUAGCAAGGUCGAUGCGACAAAAUUUCUUUAGACCUUUAUAUCGCCACGUAUCUAUCUAUGCCUUGGAGCAGCUCCAGCUUGAGUAUAACCGCAUGUUAGAACCGGGUGAUUUUGUAUUUAAUAAAUGCGGUUGUGUACUUCAACAAACCCAUGGAUUGUCGUGUGUAUGUUAUUUACAUAUGUCCAUCAGUUCACAUGGUGCUUUGUAUGUGGAUGACAUUCAUCAAUUCUGGAGUACUUUGAGGUACACAGAGUUACGAGACGAGACCAACGAAAGAGUACGAUACGCGAACGCCAAUGACAAAGAGUACUUUCAAUCUCUGGUCGAUGAAGUCCUUAAAUCUGAUCCCGCUGUUAUACGCCGAAUGUCUCAGGUACUUGAAUAUGAACUACACUCAGAUGCGGCAGAAGAACUCGGGCCGCCACAGGCGAAUCUACCGUCGGGGCCCCGAACAACAGUCCAGUUCAAUGGGCAAGAAUCAGGACCUUGGAACUUAACAUCAUCAGCAUCAUUAUGAUCAUUACUAGAAACCCCCCAACUACUCUGGAGGCUGCUAGCCUGGUCAUCAAAAGGAGUACGCACUUGGUUCAGCGUACUCGACCGUUGGGCCUCAUUGUGUCUGACAACCUCUUCCUGCCUAGCCCUCCUAGCAGAACCCGUUACCCCCUCUCAUGCGGGUCACCUCUGAGUAAGGUAGGCCUAGAACUAUUACCUCUUAACAAUUGUCUAAAAAACCCUUUCCUUUUCCUUGAUUACCAGCCAUUUUCUACAAUUUUUGACAGUAUCAUUAAAUAUUAAAAUAAAUGAACAUAAUCAAACUUUACGUUACAUUAAUAAGAUGAACAAAAAACAAUAUUAAUUUUCUAAAUUGACAAUAAUCAUAAAAAUAAUAACAACAUUAACAACAGUAAUAACAUUAAUAAUAAUCAUAACAAUAAUAACACAAAUAAUAACUAUAAUCAUAACACUAAUAACAAAAA